Messenger RNA from Oncorhynchus gorbuscha (pink salmon), 2722 nucleotides. RefSeq names its product gelsolin-like. The record is from RefSeq and is a predicted model, not a curated record. Gene Ontology annotation, cellular component: actin cytoskeleton; cytoplasm. Gene Ontology annotation, biological process: actin polymerization or depolymerization; actin filament severing; barbed-end actin filament capping. The transcript is spliced from 16 exons. Lineage: Eukaryota; Metazoa; Chordata; Actinopteri; Salmoniformes; Salmonidae. The coding region runs from base 127 to 2421 and encodes 764 amino acids. Gene Ontology annotation, molecular function: actin filament binding; phosphatidylinositol-4,5-bisphosphate binding.
GGAGUCGCCCAUUCAUUUGUAUCCCGCACAAUCUACGGAAGCACUGUGUCACUUUAUCGCUGGGCAACCUCUUGAUACCAGCCGCUAACGACAAGCAUACUCGUUUAUUUAUUAUUGCACACCAGCAUGGCGCACCAUCCUGAGUUUAAGAGGGCCGGGAAGAAGCCUGGCCUCCAGGUGUGGAGAGUUGAGAGUCUGGACCUGGUGGCUGUGCCAGAGAGUCUGUACGGCGGGUUCUACUCAGGGGACGCAUACCUUGUUCUUAAUACCAUUAAGCAAUGUUCUGGGCAUCUACAGUAUGACCUUCACUUCUGGCAAGGAGAUGACUGUACACAAGAUGAGAGUGGAGCAGCAGCCAUUUUUACCAUCCAAUUAGAUGACUACCUGGGUGGCAAACCUAUUCAGUACCGUGAGGUGCAGGGUUACGAGUCAAGAACAUUUUCAGGCUACUUCAAAACUGGACUGAAGUACAUGAAAGGGGGUGUGGCUUCAGGGUUCAAGCAUGUGGUGUCCAAUGAGGUUAAGGUGCAGCGUAUGCUCCAGGUCAGGGGUCGGCGUGUGGUUCGAGCCACAGAGGUAGCAGUCAGUUGGGACAGCUUCAACCAGGGAGACAUCUUUAUCCUCGACCUGGGCAACGAGGUCUAUCAAUGGUGUGGUUCCAAGGCCAAUAACUUUGAGAAGCUGAAGGCCACUCAGGUGUCAAAGGAUAUCCGUGACAAUGAACGAUGUGGGCGGGCUGAGUUGUACAUAUGUGACGAGGGGGCAGAAUGUGAGAAGAUGCUGGAGAUUCUUGGACCCAAACCCGAUUUGCCUGAGGCAAAAGCAGAUGACACAAAUACAGACGUGUCCAAUAGAAAGCUGGCGAAAUUAUACAAGGUGUCUAAUGGGGAUAUGGGCAUUGAUAUGGUAUCAUCGGAGAACCCGUUUUCACAGAAUGCCCUGGAGUCAAGUGAUUGCUUUAUCUUGGACAAUGGCCCCAAUGGCAGGAUCUUUGUCUGGAAAGGUAAGGACGCUAACAAAGAGGAGAGAAGUGCAGUGAUGAGUGCUGCCGAACAGUUUAUCACAAAGAUGGGCUACCCGAAACACACCCAGAUCCAGAUCCUACCUGAGAAUGGGGAGACCCCUCUGUUCAAGCAGUUCUUCAAAAUCUGGUGUGACGCGGACCAUACAGUGGGGUUGGGAACCGCCUACGUGUCCAACAAAAUCGCCAAGAUCAAGAAGGUGCCCUUCGAUGCUUCCACUCUCCAUCACUCGGAUGCCAUGGCGGCUCAGCAUGGGAUGGUGGACGAGGGGAAUGGAGAGAAGCAGAUCUGGCGUAUUGAGGGAGCUGACAAGGUGCCUGUGGAGCCCUCCACUUACGGACGAUUCUAUGGGGGAGACAGCUACAUCAUCCUCUACAACUACCAGCAUGGAGGCCGUAACGGACAGGUCAUCUACAUAUGGCAAGGAGUGGAUUCUAGCCAGGAUGAAAUUGGUGCCUCGGCCAUCUUGGCUGCUCAGCUGGAUGACGAGUUGGGAGGAGGGGCAGUACAGGUGCGGGUGAUCCAGGGUAAGGAGCCUGCCCACCUCAUGAGUCUUUUCGGGGGGCAGCCGAUGGUAGUGCACCAGGGUGGUACCUCCAGAGAGGGUGGCCAGGCCCAGGCUGCAGACACACAGCUGUUCCAGGUGCGGUCCAACCCUGCUGGCUGCACACGUGCCAUAGAGGUUGAUGCUGCUGCCUCAAAUCUGAACUCCAACGAUGUCUUUGUGCUGGUGACCCCGGCAUCCUCCUUCAUAUGGGUGGGAAAGGGGACAAGUGACAGUGAGAAACAUGGAGCUCAAAAGCUAAGUGACCGUCUAGGGGUCUCAGCCUCAGAGCUGGCCGAGGGUGAAGAAGCAGAGGACUUUUGGGAUGCUCUGGGAGGCAAAGCAGACUACCGUACCUCAGCCAGACUGAAAAACAAAAUGGACGUUCAUCCACCACGCCUGUUUGCCUGCUCCAACAAAACUGGCCAGUUCGUUAUUGAAGAGGUGCCUGGGGAGAUGACACAAGAAGACCUGGCCCCAGAUGAUGUCAUGCUCUUGGACACCUGGGAACAGGUGACUAGUAGAGGGAUUGUCAAGGUGCAGCCAGAGCCACGUUCAGUAGCCGAACAUUGUAGAAAUGCCAUGAAAAGAACCAAAGUGAUUUCUUAUUCCACAUCUUUGUUUGGAUCGGAGGUGAAGCUCAUGAGGAGGAGAAGACAGAGGGUAUUGCCUCAGGUAAGCAAUGCUGUUCGUUACAUAGAGACAGACCCUACCAAGCGGGACAGCAGUACACCCAUAGUGAAGUUAAAGCAAGGUCAUGAGCCUCCUACGUUCACUGGCUGGUUCUUGGGCUGGGACCAUGGGUACUGGAGCAGUGAUCCCCUUGAAAGGGCCAUGGCUGGUCUGCAUGUCUGAACCACUCCAGGGUGAGGUUUCCCCUAGUGGCAACUUCACCCAAAGCCUUUACUUGACUCAUUUGUGCAACUAGCUAGGUAUCCCCAUUCCUUUCAACUGUUAGACUGCCGAUGGAUAAUGUCUUCACACUAUUGCGGUUUCUUGAAGAGGGAAUCAUAAUGUAAUUUCCUUACACACUCAAUACUGUUAGCCCAUGUUUCUUUAGCAGUACAUUACAUGUGUAAUAAAUGAGACAUGGGUUUCUUUGCUUCUGUUCCAUGCCCUGUUGAGCAGAGUUCAGAUACUCCUGUUUGAGAAUCUU